CUACCGCUAUCUGCAGGAGGAUUGGACUAAACACCCUGACAAUUGUGACCGAGGUAUCCCACCUCAACGCCAGUGAACGGAAGAAAUUUGUGACGUGCUUAACCCAGAUUUUCCACCGUCAAAUGCUGGUGUUUGUACGACAGUUUUCUGAGCACGUUAUGGAUGUGAAAAUGUGCUAAAUUUAUCGUAGAUUCAAUUAUUACUCAGGUGUUUGUGACAAUGUGUGAUAACGCUAGCUGCCAGAACGUUAACUAGGUUUUAAAUAUCAAGCUUACGAUAAGUGUGGUGUUGGAGCAGAACUAUUAUGAACAAUCCAUAUCGUGCGAGACCAGCUAGAGCUAGGGUGGAUCAUGCCGCAGUUUCAGGGUAUGGACCUCAGAGUCAAAGUACUUGGAAUUCUAUGCCGCCUGAGAGACGAUCAGGAAUUUUGCCGGCGAAUGUUUAUCAGCAGCAGCCCAAUUCUUUGAUUCAACCUCAGCAACAGCAGCAGCCACAACAGCAAUCGCAUGAUCCCUGGGACUGGGGUACCGAUAACGGUAAUAAUGGCAAUAGUGAUUCGUGGAAUUCGAGCAUUGAUCAAAAGCCAGAGUCUCUACAUCAGCUUUCUCAGCAUCAUCAAUUUCCUUCUGGCCGCACGAAUAAUAGUCAAAGUAUACAGAAUCCACAGCAGGGAAUGUAUUAUGCAAAUGUUAACAGAAAUAGUAGACCUAAUGUACUUAAUCAUCAGCCUACUUCUGGUGGUGAUAUUCCACGGACGAGUCUAAGUAGAGAAUCUACACCAAGUAAUAAAGAUGGUUAUAAUCAAUACGCGCCUUACGAUUAUAAUCAGCCAUCGCAACAGCAACAACACUAUCAUUUACCACCUAGGCCUAAUUCUAAGUCAAGUUCUGCUGAUCAUUCACAAUGGUCUCCCAGCAGCCAACAAACAUCAAAUUUACCGCUCCUUGGUAAUAAUUCAAGCGGUCAGCAGGAUAACAUUAAAAAAAUACAGACACCUCCACUUCCUCCUCAAUCAAAUGCCUACAAUUGGAAUAAUAGCGACCAACAGUUGAAUCCUUCACUUCGUAACUGGCAAAAUCAUAAUGCCGCACCAGUCAGUGGGGCCUGGCAAGAACCAUCGCUGGUAGCAAACAAGCAACAAUCGAUAGAAAAUGUUAAUCAGUCUCAACAGGGACAACAGACUUCUCAAACAUUUGAUCCACCUAAGGAAUAUGCUUCACCAGGACAAUCUGAAUACUACACCAACUGGAACAGUCAUCAACAUCAACAGAGUAAUUUGUCUAAUCAGUGGUCUUCAAACUAUUCACACAAUACUUCAAAUGAAUCAACACAGCCUAUUCUGCAUCAGAAUAUGGGAACUACAGUUAUGAAUCAGUGGCAACAGCCAAUGUUUCAGCCACCUGUUUCUGCUGAAGAACUAGUAGGCACGCAAUCCACCCCAUCAAUACCCAAUCAAGCAGAUCAAAAUGUUCCUUCAAAUCAAUGGCAUCCACCGCAACCUCAUUAUGAAAAUGUAACGCCAAAAGAUUGGACCCCUGCACAAAGACCUGUGGAAUUGGUAACUUCGGAGAAGGAUUCAAUUUCUGUACCUCAUCAACAACAUGACUCUCUUGAAGCAGCAAAGAGUAACAAAAGUAUAAACGAUUGGCAACAUGCUCAGUCUCCUCCGCCACACUUUGCAGCAUCGACAGGCUCCACAAUUACUCAUACAUCUAACAUUGCGGAGCAAAUUCUAAGUGGUAACAAUCACAUUAACGAAAGAAAGCGAUCUGUGGGUAUACUACCGACGAGUUCCUCGCUUGUAAAUGACUCGUCGAUACAAACGAAACCUAAUGCAAUAGAAAAAAACAUUUCGGAUGAAUCAAAUUGGCCAGACGGUGAUGUUAAUGCAGCGUCAAGUGCUAUUGCUCAAAACAACACUGAGGUAGAUUGGUCCACGACUGCGGAAUGGGAUACUAUUCCCACUGCCGAGUUGUCUAGUGAUUUUAGUCAUUUAAGACUUUCUAACAAACCUAAUAGACAAUUGGAAAAUCAGACCCUUCCAUCUGAUAUGCAUUCCUCGAGUCACUCUACAGAUGGCUGGAGUUCUCAACCUAUAUCAGGGUCAGAAAAUCCAUCAGAUAAUUCACCACGUGAAAGUGUAGCCAGUGCACAGCCGGAACCCUACCGAGAUUCAAGUGAAAGAGCUCAUGCGUCAGAGCCUGAACAAAGUUUGGAUAAUCCGCUUACCACAUCUCAGUUUGAGCCUCAAGAACAUGUAUUACUUCAAACCCAUCAGCCUGAGAAUAGCAGGGCUUCCGAACCUGUUCCACAAAAUGCUGGGUAUGACCAAUGGUAUGCUCAGCGCAAUCCUGUAACGCAAUCAGAGAAUAGUUGGUAUCGCAAUGAUCAUCAGGGUAAAUCACAAAAGUGGAUGCAUGAGCAGAACAUUGAAAAUUAUGAAAACAUACAGCAGUCUGCUGAGUUUGGCAAUUUAGAAGUUGUUACUCCUGUGCUGCAGAAACGGAAUAUUUAUGGAUCGCAUGAUUCUAUGAAUAGGGAAACAUUGGACAAUGAACCAAAGGCGAGUGUCAAUCAAAUAAAAGAAUCCAGCACCCCAAGAGACUUUCAAGAAGAUAUUAACAAUGUAGAAGUACCUUCACUGCAACAGACGCAACAAUCUCUUCAGGUCGAACAGGCUCCCGAUAAUUACGAAUUUGCAUCGAACGAUAGAAACACGUUUUUGGAAACUGGCGAACUAACAGAUUCUCAUCAACAGCACGAACCCACUCCACCUAGCCAAGACGAUGAGAAUGACGAAGUUCCUAACGAUAUUCCAUUUUUAAGGGAAGUUCCUGGUCAGUCUAGUAAUUCUGAUCCUCGCCGAAACGAUCCUACUGGGCAGGAGCAAAAUAUUCAAGUCGGUCCACGGAGCUUGGACCCUCGUAGAAAUGACCCGUCAGGUCAAGAACACACUGUUCAACCAAUAAGAAAUAUCAGUGAUAGAACAGAGCGUAGAGAUGUUCCACCUGGACAAGAACGCAGUGCUCCAUUACCACCACGGACCGAUACAGAGCUACCUGAACGUAGAAAUGAUCCUUCCGGCAGAGAGAGAUCAUUACCCCCUCAGCCACCUAGAAAUGAUAGUGUAACAGACAAUCGCAGAAAUUUAUCGGAAACUAGACGUAAUGAUCCUUCUGGGGAAGAAUGUCUGCAAUCGCAGCCAGUGGUUGUGCCAGAGCCAGCUGAUCUAAGGGAAGUACCUGGCAGAGGAAACGAAAACGAAGAACCCAUUCAGCAGGCAGACAGCGGCUUGCGACAAAUUCCUGGUGGCGCAUCACCCAGUGCAGAAAUUCAAGUGUCUAACGAUAGGGAUGAUACAAGAGUAGUUACUGGAUCCCAGGAAGUGGCAGCGCUAAUCCCUGCAAGUACGAAACAUGAUCAAUCGAACGACUCUCUGAGCAAACGGGAAGAAGCUGUUGGUGCUUCUUUGGGUGAGAACCAAGGUAGUGCUGGGCAAAUAACCCGAAUUGAUUCCUAUGAAGAAGGGGAUGACGAAGGAUCGGGAAACAGUAGGGAUGAGAGCAGAGAACGUCGAAGGGAAAGAAGUCCAGAACGACGUGGUUACGAGUACGAUAGAAAAAAUAGAUACUACGACCGUGAUCGCGAUUUCGAUGAAGAAUACUACUAUGAAUCGCGGCGAGGAGGUGAUUUUGAUCGCACUUAUAAUUCUCGAGAAGAUCUCGAUCGACGCGAAGGUCCAUAUAGAGAUGACGAACGGCGUCAUACCAGUAAGGAUGAUUUAGAUAGACGUGGAAGAGACAAAGAUGAUACAGAUAACCAAAAGAUCAGAGCUAGACCCAAGGAUGACCUAGAAGAUAGAAGGAGAAGGGAUGAUGACAGAAGAAAAGUACGAGAAGAAUUAGAUGCAAGAGGAAGAGAUCACAGAGAUUAUGAUCCUAGAUAUUUCCGAGACAGAGAGUAUGCUGACCGAGACAGAAGAAGAGAGCCUGAUAGGCGAGGGCGCAGAUACGAAGAUUAUGAUCCUCGAGAGCCCUAUAGACGAGAUUACUAUGAAGAUCUGUACGCUAGAAACUCCAGGCCAUCCAGUAGAUCAUCUUACAACGACAGAGAUCGGGAUUAUUACCCAAGGUCAAGAGAUCCAUAUUAUGGAUAUAAUGCCUACGGUGGUGCAUAUACGGAUUAUGGUGCAAAUUAUGGAUCCAAUUAUUACGCGUAUUUGGAGAACAUGCGACGAACUAAUCCUGCUGCUUACAUGGAAUGGUAUCAGAAAUAUUAUGCCUCCCAACAUCAACAAGCACAGGCUGUUAGAGGAAAUGUCAACUACCCUGAGGAUAGAGCCAGUGUUCACUCAGGACGUAGCUCAUGCGAUGAAAGUUUAUGUGACAGGACAACUGGAGACAAACGUACGAUAGGUGAUAUUUCCUUAUUAGAAGACACGACAAUUGGAUCAGCAAGACUAACCCCAACCAAGUUUUCCACAUCUCAUGUUCAAGCUAGUUUCUCUACUGGCUCGUUGGUUCACGUGCAUGCAAGCUAUCCAGCUGAUGGAGAACUCGCUAGAGUGGAUGUCCUUCGUGUGUCAAGCCUACUUGCACACGAUCCUGUUGUACGAGAACUAGUGGCAUAUCCUGGCCCUCUGAUUAAGCAAGUGGGUGUGACUCACAAGAAGACUAUCAUUGAAUACUGUGAAGCCAAGAUUAAAAAAGCAGAAUGCAGUGAAGAUGUGGAUGAUCCUGCGUCUUAUAUAUUGUUGUAUAAACUUAUGGUGAUGCUGAUUCGACAGAAUGGGAAUGUCGUCGGAGUUGACAUAGCAGAAUUAUUGCUCUCGAAUCAGAAGUCCUACCCAUACACUGGAAAGCUUCAAGAAGUACAGCUCAGAAGAGAAUCUGUCAUUUCUCAAAAGUCUGGUGGUACAAGCGGUGACGAGCUUAACAGAGACACCGUUACACCCUUGGACACAGAUGAUACUGGAAACCUAAAUAAAAUGCUUUCUACUGAUCAGAUCACUGAUCACUUUAGGGAAUUGCUUUUAUAUGGUUGUGGCCAAGAGGCAUUGGAAUAUGCAAUGGAUAAGGGACUCUGGGGACAUGCCUUGUUCUUAGCAAGUAAGCUGGAUAAACGAACGCAUGCAUCCGUUAUGACUCGAUUUGCUAAUGGCUUGACGGCAAACGAUCCGCUACAGACUUUGUAUCAACUUCAAUCUGGCCGAGUACCUGCUAGUGUUACCUGUAUAGCAGAGCCAAAAUGGGGUGACUGGCGACCUCAUCUUGCGAUGAUAAUAUCUAACACAUCCCCUAACCCUGAAAUUAAUCGAAAAUCGAUUACAACCUUGGGCGAUACUUUAUUUGCACGAAAUCAUGUACACGCAGCCCACUUCUGCUACGUGUUAGCUCAAGUUGAUUUUGGACCUUAUGGAAUGCCGAAUAGUAAGCUUGUUCUGCUCGGAUCGAACCCUCACAAACCAUACAACGUUUUCGUAACAAACGAAGCUAUCAUGCUUACUGAGAUUUACGAGUACGCUCGCAAUCUUAGCGAACCUGGCUUUACGCUAAUCGAUCUGCAGACUUUUAAAUAUGGCCUGGCUGUGAAAUUGGUGGAUUAUGGGCUCACUGAAAAGGCAUUGUUAUAUAUCGAACAAAUUGCUGUAAAUAUCACUCGUGAGCCAUCGAAGUACCCGAUUUCCUUUGUUGAAAAAAUUCACAACUUGGGUGACAGAAUUAAGUACAGUGAUCCAGUAUGUAAGGAUUCAAUCGAAGAUGUUGCUAAUCUUGGAUGGUUGAACAGUCUGGUAGAAAUCCUCAAUAAGUACAAGACUGGUGAGAUAAUUCAAGAUGGAAUGUAUGAUGCCCAAAGUGACAGCACUAAGCAACACCGGGAACAGUAUGAAAGCCAGCAAACACAACAGCAAUGGGUUGUAGCUCAGCCUGAAUAUUCAGACGGUCCAACUUCUCUUGUGGAACCCACUACAUCCGACGUGAAAAAUGAUUGGCAGCCAAUGUCCUUGCCUAACGCCGUUCAAGAUCCGUAUACACAAAGCGGUCAACCUUCGCAAUACAUCGAAAAUUCAAUUGACUUAGCUCAGCACCAGCAGCCGCAAUCGCAAAUAGAUUAUUGGAGACAGCAAAGUUACACUCAACCUGAGUACAAUGCUCCAGAUUAUUCUACUGAGUGGCAGCAACAUUCCGAACAGCUGCAAUAUCAGAAUCAGAAUGAACAACCAGAUAAUACGGAUAAUGUACAACAAGAAUGGAACUAUGAGUCAGAGAAGGAGGAGAAGCCACCUACGCCUGAUGUAAGUAAUCUCACAAGCACUUCGCAUAGUACUCUCAGCUUCAAUCAACUGUCAGGUGCCCCGACAGAUAAUUGCCUGCGUCAACGUAAACCACUAAACAAACCAGACAUAAAUGUCAGUACGAGUGUUGCGGAAACUUGUGUUGCUCAAGAUAGUGUUCCGCUGCUUUCAUAUGUUACUCCUUUUGGCGCAAGUUGUAAACCACAUAAGUCUUUGAAAUCUUCAAAGUACCCAAAAUUAUCAUUGUCGUAUCCAGAAAUAAGGUCUGGCGAUAAAAUUAACUCCAAAUGCACAAGAGCCACUAAAAUUAGUUCAAUAUUAUCGAAACCACCUAGUUGCAAACCUGCUGUAUUUUUGAAAUGUAAACCGAAAUCAAUCAAUCAGCCAGUAGUUGACCACAACUUGGAUGCUGAAUCUGAUGAUAAGCUACAGUCUGAUAAUUUUGAUUUGCAAGAAAAAUCGAAACUCACCAAAACUCAAUCUGUAGAUGCAAACAAAGAAUUUGAAAAUACAAAAGCAGCCCCCCUCAGUGAUUUAGAUGUUCAGAUUAAUGAUCGUAACUUUGAACUGGUUAGCCGGUAUCGCUUGACAAAUAGAAGCCCACAUUUGAUUAAUAACCCUAGGCGUAAUAGCCAGAGUUUGAAACAAUAUUGCAACUUUGAAGAAAAAAAAGUAGUCAGAGUGGCACCUCAUAUUAGGAGUAAAGAUAUUAUUUGUGACACCGUUGAUGCAUGGUCUACUGAAUCUACCGCUCAAUUUAAUGGAGAACCCUCAUACUAUAAACCGCUUAUCUUUGGCGGAACAUAUCCUAUAGAUAUGCCUUUGCAUAGAAAUGCUAUCGAACGUGCAAGGCUAAUAAGGCAGUACGUUCAGGAUGGCAAGCACAUCUCGAAAACUUUUGAUAUUGAUGCUCCGACAAAUGAUAUUAUUUAAAAUACAUGUUACUAGAUCUUCAAAAAAAUGCAUUUUCGAUUUCAUCUUCGACGUGUGUUUUCACGCAUUUAUCAUAGCGGUAAAACCAAUAGUUUUAAUACAUGAUCACAGAUUGAUGUUUUAAGAGUAACAGGACAAUACAUUUAAACUUCCCCGAUGAGCAUGUUAUAAGUGUAUUUGAAUCAAUUGGAAUCAAAGUAAGAGUCUGUAAUGUGAAAAUCUUUUAAUAAUGUACAGCAGAAUAAUUUAGAGUAAAGUCCAAAUCUUGAUUUACUUUGUAUUACUUGUGCAAUAUCUAUUUAUAAAGUUUUGUUACAUAUAAAUAUUAAUACUAUAAUACCAUUGUCAGAUUUAUUAUUACUACUAUCGGUAUUGACCCAAGGAUAAACUUUAUACAUUUACCUAUCUGCGUUAAAUAUGUAAAUAUAUUAUAAUAUAGGCAUAUAAAUAUAUGCUUAUAUAAUGUGUAUGAAUGUUACAUAGUGAGUAAUGUGAAAUAAAACUAUUCUGUUGUACUAAAGUUGUAAGUUUUGAAAAUGUUCAGUUCCAAGAAAAGGGGAAAAAUGAUCUCUAAUGUUAUUUUGAUUAAAUUUUUUUACUAAAUGUUAUGAGUGUUUGAUAAAAAUUUGAAUGUGUUACUAAUGAAGAGUAUUUUUCUUCUGGACUAUUUUCAGCAAUUAAUCGAUAAUUGGUCAAUAUUGCUUUAA
Molecule: messenger RNA, 7935 nt
Organism: Diprion similis
Lineage: Eukaryota; Metazoa; Arthropoda; Insecta; Hymenoptera; Diprionidae
Gene: Sec16
Exons: 16
Coding region: 305-7228 (2307 amino acids)
Biological process (GO): Golgi organization; COPII vesicle coat assembly; autophagy
Cellular component (GO): ER to Golgi transport vesicle membrane; endoplasmic reticulum exit site
Source: RefSeq, a predicted model, not a curated record